Messenger RNA from Magnolia sinica, 1574 nucleotides. RefSeq names its product transcription termination factor MTERF4, chloroplastic-like. Gene Ontology annotation, cellular component: chloroplast. Bases 333 to 1487 code for a protein of 384 amino acids. Lineage: Eukaryota; Viridiplantae; Streptophyta; Magnoliopsida; Magnoliales; Magnoliaceae. Gene Ontology annotation, biological process: regulation of DNA-templated transcription; chloroplast organization. Gene Ontology annotation, molecular function: double-stranded DNA binding. The transcript has 2 exons. The record is from RefSeq and is a predicted model, not a curated record.
GGGGAUUUCUAGGUUGCAGAGAAAGAGCGAGAAGAUCCGCUUCAUCUCCUUCCCGUCAGGUGCAUUUACCGGUCAGACGCAAGAAGAGCUCCUUGCCUACUCGCAAGACGAUUCAAUGUUGGAAAGUGACAGUGGCAGCUUAACACAUUUUGCAGCCCCGCAUUUUAUCAUUUAACUUAAAUGAAGUUUGAAGAACAACUCUCCAAGCUCAACACCUGUUAUCCAUCCAUCCAUCUGUAUUCCAAUGAACUCUGAUCAACUUCUCUCAGUCAACACAUAUAAUCUCCAUUAUUGGAACACUUGAUCCUUCUCUUUUUCAUUGAUCUGCUCAGAUGUCUCAUUUUCUAUACAAAAGGCUACUACAUUUCCAUUUCCUGCAAAACCCAUCUCUCAAAUCCUUCACAACAGCCUCCACAACCCCACUACCAUCUUUCACAGUCCAAUACCUCAUAAACUCAUGCAGACUCGCAUUAGAAACAGCUCUCUCUAUAUCCAAAAGGCUCCACCUUGAGGAAAACAACCUGCAAAAACCUGACUCUGUCCUCACCUUCCUCAAAUCCCAUGGAUUCUCAGAGACACACAUCACAAAACUAAUCACAAAGCGUCCUCAACUCCUCCAAUCCAAAAUGGACAGCAAUCUCAAGCCCAAAAUCAAGUUCUUCCUUAAAAUGGGCUUCUCAAACUCAAGGCUACCCGAACUGAUCAUAUCAAAUCCUCUCAUUCUGCAAAGAAGCUUGAUCAAUCACCUAAAACCAUCGUUUUAUUUCCUCAAGAGCUUUCUUCAGACGAAUGAGAAUGUCAUAACCGCAAUCAGGCGCUCAAGAUGGUUGCUAACUUUUGAUUUGAAGGGGAGAUUGAGGCCGAAUCUCAAUCUUUUAGUUCAUCAAGGAGUACCCAAGUCAAGCAUUUCGAAAUUGAUUCUGAACUAUCCGAGAGCUAUAAUGCUAAAAGCGAGCCUGUUUGUCGACAUCAUGGAAAGGGUCAAGAAAUUGGGUAUCAUGCCGGGGUCUCCUAUGUUUGUGCACGCAAUCCGAGGGAUGAGUACAAUGAGUAAUUCCUUGUGGGAGAGUAAGCUCACAUUUCUAAAGAGCUUGGGGUGGUCGGAAGAGGAGAUCUUGACCAUCUUUAAGCGAGAGCCGAUUUGUAUGACAUGUUCGGAGGAGAAGAUUCGGAGGAUGGUGGAUUUCUAUGUGAACACAUUGAGGUUUGACCUGUCAAUGUUGAUUACAAAUCCGAAACUUCUUAUGUAUGGGUUGGAUAAGAGGAUUUUUCCGAGGUAUGUGGUUAUUCAGGUUUUGGAUUCAAAGAAGCUGCUUAAGAACGAUAAGAAGCUGAUUAGGAUAUUUUGUCUUCCUGAAAAGAAGUUCUUGGAGAACUAUGUGAUUCCAUACGUUGAUGAAAUCCCGGGUUUGAUGAAGAUGUACAAUGGAGGUAUUGCAGUUGAUCAAUUCAAUUGUAAGGGUGGAAAAGUAAGUAGAGUGUUGUAAUUGUAGAAUGUAGAAUUCAUAACUUUGAAUGUUAUUUUACAGAUCUUGAAGAAAAUGUUAUACAUGCACUAGCUACUUUUUCUUUAA